Mytilus trossulus (common blue mussel) is the source of this 633-nucleotide messenger RNA. Its product is annotated as perlucin-like protein. The transcript is spliced from 5 exons. NCBI's taxonomy places the organism in Eukaryota, Metazoa, Mollusca, Bivalvia, Mytilida, Mytilidae. The coding region runs from base 1 to 633 and encodes 210 amino acids. The record is from RefSeq and is a predicted model, not a curated record. Gene Ontology annotation, molecular function: signaling receptor activity.
AUGAAGAUAAUUUCUCCAUUACUUGUGAUAUUUUGCUCUAUACUUGCUGUGAAAUCCAAAACAUGUCUUGGGAGCCAGGAAAAAUCAAUUAUAUCUGGUAUUAAAUCAGCCAUAAAGACAUUAGAAGAAAAGUUGGAAGGAAAAUCUCCGAGAUUUAGAGCAGGAUGGAAGGAAUACAAGGACCAUUGUUAUUUCUUUUCUUCUGGAACCAAACCCUGGCAUGAGGCAGAGGUAGAUUGUCGAAUUCUUGGAGGCUACCUUACACAAGUCACUGAUUCUACCGAAAAUUCAUGGAUUGUUACUAUGAUCACAAGUGAACAAGUGAAUCAGCAGAGCUACUGGAUGGGUGCAACUGAUUUCGUCGGAGGUGAUUGGGUGUGGAUGAAUGAUUUGUCUAAAGUAGUAUAUACCAAUUGGACAUGGGGUCAACCUGAUAAUUCAAAUGGCAUAGAAGACUGUGCUUUCUUUUCCGCUGAUAAAAACUACGAAUGGAGUGAUAAAUUGUGCACAGAAGAGAUUGCGUAUAUUUGUGAAAGCCAUCAGGGAUCUAAUUGUCUUCCAUACUCAAGACAGUUAAAUAUGAAAAAGAAUAUAAAGCCUGCUAUCAUUCCAAAGGCAGCAAGAAGGAAGUAA